AUGCUUUUGAGAGCUUUGGAAUCAAUUUCCCAGCAAGAACAAGAAGAACUUAUAAAUCAUGGUAUCGCUCAAUACAUCAAACGUUUUGAAAUUAUAAAUCUAAAUGCUGAGGAAAAAUUCACCACAGAAUUGAAAAGUCUGAAGGAAAUAUUUGAAUACACUUUGAAUACUAGUAAUUUUGAAAAAAAGAAACAUUUAUUGGAGACAUUUCAGGAAAUAUUACCCUUAGAAUUUGCAGCAUUUGUGAAAGAGAAAUUGGCCAAACAGAAGUUAAAUGAAAAUAUACGUAUUGCUAAAUUCUAUUUAGUGCAUAUGUAUAACGAUCUAAAGGACUUGGGCUUAGAUAAUGAGGCCCUUAAUUUACAAUAUAUUUUGGAGAGCAUUUAUCAAAUUAAAGAUUUACGCGAAAAACGUUUAAUGUAUAAUUAUGUUAUUAGCAACUUAUCGACAGAUUUUCAGGAUAUAUUGGAUCAUCAGCCCAUGCAUGAAGUUUUACUUAAGGCUCAUUUGAACUUUCUGCUACAUUUUAUAGUCCAUGUUACUCUCUUAACGGAUGCGGAGCAAUACGACGAGGACUUGGCUCUAUUAGGUGAACAACUUUACGUGACUUUAAAAAAUGAUAACGUUCAGGAGAAAUUGAGUUUUUUAGAAAAGUUUAAUGAUGUUUCCACAAAAUUUGGCAGAAUGUUGCAGCAACUUUUUAUCGAGUAUAAAAUUGACAAUUUUGGAAAUUGA
This is a messenger RNA of Lucilia cuprina (Australian sheep blowfly), 735 nucleotides long. RefSeq lists its product as uncharacterized. NCBI's taxonomy places the organism in Eukaryota, Metazoa, Arthropoda, Insecta, Diptera, Calliphoridae. The record is from RefSeq and is a predicted model, not a curated record. The coding region runs from base 1 to 735 and encodes 244 amino acids. The transcript has 2 exons.